Messenger RNA from Lactuca saligna, 600 nucleotides. The record is from the annotation of a GenBank genome assembly. NCBI's taxonomy places the organism in Eukaryota, Viridiplantae, Streptophyta, Magnoliopsida, Asterales, Asteraceae.
AUGCGCCAGAGGCUGGACUCCUCAAUCGAAUUGGAGCCAAUACGAGAAGGGUUUCAAGUUCGUCUCAAAAACCGUUAUGGAAAUUAUCUACGAGCUAAUGGUGGAUUGCCUCCAUGGAGAAAUUCGGUUACUCAUGACAUUCCUUACAGACAUUACGAUUGGAUAUUGUGGGAUGUUGAAACUAUGGAAGCUAGACCAGAGAAACCAUUGUCGUCGUCACUGUUAUCUGAAAUGAUAAACCCAUAUCUAAAUUUGUCCUCCUUUUCUCUUAGAAGCUCCAUAUCUGGCCCUACCGAGGGACAUGAUCCACCAGCUGCAAAGAAAGUAUGGAUGAUGGUGUAUUACACGAUGGUGGAUGAUGAUGGGAACGUGAUGAUGAAAUCUAUUGAAUGUAAAAGUUUUACCACUCCGGUUAGCGUUGCCACCCAAACAACUCCGAUUGUAGCUUGGCCACAACAACAAUGGCGGUUUCCGACGACGCUUCAAGAAACACAACAACGACCACAGUCUGCGGUAGAGAUGGAUGAAGACAAGGAAGAAGAAGGUGGUGGGUUCGAGAUUGUUGCCAACAAGAUAUCUUUAGUGGUGGCUAUUAUCUAG